Molecule: messenger RNA, 5699 nt
Organism: Helicoverpa armigera (cotton bollworm)
Lineage: Eukaryota; Metazoa; Arthropoda; Insecta; Lepidoptera; Noctuidae
Exons: 13
Coding region: 182-5302 (1706 amino acids)
Source: RefSeq, a predicted model, not a curated record
CAGUACACUGUCAAUGGAAUUAGUAUGUCAAAAUUCUAGCAAAAUAUAUUAAAUUAUUAAAAAUUUGUUUGCUGUUGUCACCGAUCAUGACAAAGUUUGAAUGAAGCUAUUAUUUGCGCACAGCUCGUAAAUUAUUUUGGAAUCUCAAAUGAUCAUCGGUACUUAAUUGGUAUCCCACAAAAUGCGUGAGAUACCAGAAUGCUUGAACCGUCGAUACCUAAUGUUGGACAAAUUGAUAAAGGAUCUUAGCAGCAACCUGCCUCCACCCGGGUCUGUUGAUGAAAGCGCUAGCUGUGACAACAACCAGGUCGGCAUCAAAAUGAUGUGCGAUUUCUGGAACAUUCUGCAAGAUGAUCCUGAAUGUAAUCUUACGCAAGAAGUCCAGCAGCGCUUGUGUGGGGAAGCAGAUUGCUCCGGCAUGUACGGGCCGGCGCGCGUCGACUGCUUCAGAGCCAGCAAAGACCAGGACUCGAAUAAAGGAAAGGAACUACCUGUCAAUCGAGUGACACGCAUACGUGUUGAAAAAGACCCAAAAUCUCCCAAUCGUCAUGGUUGUUGUGCCAAUUCCACUGACGGUGACAAGUUGCCACUCAGUCAAGUUUUAUGUAAUUUAAAAGAGGCGGCUUCUUACGACAAGAAAUGUAACGUCAGAGUUGGGGAGCUGAUGACAGCUCAGGCAGAGCUGAAAGAACAGAUCCAGAUUUUGGAAGAGAGGGAGAAGCAAGGAGGAGAACUAUUGAAGCAGGCUGAUGCUAUGUGGUCUUGCAUGGAAGAGUCGUACAAAAAGAAAGUUGCUGAGUCUCAGGACCGAUACGCCGUAUUAACGAAAGAGCUGAAAGAAAUAGAACAAAGUGCAAACAAAUGGCGAAAGAAUAAGAAAGAUCUAGAAUUUCAAAUGCAGAACAUAACCCAGUGUAACGAAGAUAUAAAAGAGAAAAUAAAACAGAAGAAGAACGAUCUAAAGAUUAUGGAUCUGGAAAUUAUCGAUUUUAAGAAUCGUAUAGAGAGUAACGAUAAAGAUUUGUAUAAAGCGAAGAAUUCAUAUAAAGCGAAGAAAGAAGCCUCUGAUGCAAGAAUCGCAACCAUAGCCUCAGAAAUGGCUCAAGUGGAGAAGAAGCUUGCGGUUGAGUAUAAACAUAAAGCUGACAAAGAACAGGAAGGUGUCCAGUAUGUCAAAGAAGCAAGAGAAGAUUUGCAGAAAAUUUGUAGAGUACUGCUACAGAAGAAACUUGAGAAUGAAGAUCUUCAAGCAGAGAAAGAAGCACUAAUUCAAGACAUAGAUCUACUCAAACAGACAUGUGAUAAUUGCAAAGAGAAAUGUGCCAAUAAAGAAAAAUCCAUAGAAGAAGAAAUCAAAAAGGUUGAAGCUGAUUUGAUAGAAUUUAGGAAAAAGUGCAUCAAAUGCCAUGAAUGUACUGACACUAUAGAUGUUAGAAAGUUCUGCACUGACUGUCCAAGAUGUUUAGCAGAAAGGGACUGCUUGUAUGAAGGCGAUCAUUGUAGCCUAGACCAUAGUAUGGAUUGCGUAUGCAUGAGUGUAAAACAAAAAUUCUUGGACAAUGUAUUCGAUAAUAUGUACACAGUUUUGGAAAGGCAAUCUAAAACCUGUCCCGGUAAAGCCGUAGCCGAUUGUGUCCUCAAUUGUUUGAAGAGAAGUAGGAAUGGGAAACUAAAUGAGGAAACUAGAAAAGUUUUACAAGAAUUCAUUUUGAGUACUGUAAAGAAGAAUUUGAAUUUGACGAUAGUUGGUGGGGCGGUUAAGACAAGAUGCGAGAUGGAUCCAGAAACUUAUAAGCAGCUGAUGGUAUGUCUCAAAGAAGUUGCUGUUACCAAACCCGUUAAAGAAGAUAAGGGUACUGGAUCUAGGAAGGAGCCGUGUCGCCGCUGGGGAGGUCCGAGUGAGUGCCAUUGUCCGAAGGGACCCAAAGCCUGCAUCUGCACUAAGAAAGCGCUGCCUCCACCCACGGAUCCUGUUUCGUGUGGACCUCAACCUGCGGACGAAAAGGAAUCGCCUUCAAAAAUCUGUCCGGUCCGCGAACCGCUAGCAUGUAGCUUGGACUGUGGCAUGCUUGGCUUGCCAGGAGCUUCCGACUUAAAGCGAGAGCCUUGCGCCGGACAAUCCUGCGCCUUCUCCAAGAACUCCAAGAACAUGCGAGCAGCCCAGUGUAUGCUCGGAACAGAGGCACUGGCUUCCAUACAUCACCAUCCCACACCGCCGCUCGUACCAAACCUGCUAGCGACGGAUAAAAAGGCUGCAUGCACUUGCGGAGGCAAGGCGGUAAAACCAUGUCCAUGUCAUAGAGAUGCAAAACAUCUGAAAGCAGAAGUAAAGGAUGAAUGCAAUAAAGGUACAUGCGCUAAUUUUAGAAAACCAUCAACAAAUAGACCAGAGGAUGUGUAUGAACAAGUUGGUAUCAGUCGCCAAAGACAAGGAAGAUCACCACAAGCAAAUGCCAAAAAAAGGGCGGGUCAAAAUGUCGCUAAAGAUCAGUUCAAGAUAGCAAUAAAUAAUGAAAAUGGCAAAGCAAAAAAUCAAUUUACCAAAUUGACAAAAACAAAAUCAGGAAGGGUAGCUAUGGAACUAGAUGAGGAUAUAAUUGAACUAUUAGAACAGAAGAGUAAAUAUGAUUCUUAUUUAUAUAUAUCAGUGAGGAAAACAGAUUCUGGUAAUUUGUUACUUUAUUUUGAUACGAAGGGCAAUGAUGUUGAUAAUACACAGAGAGUAACAGUCAGGCAAACACCGUCUGGGACACGACUAUUAGACAUACAUAAAACAAUGAUGAACAUGCUUAGAGAAACCUUAUCUAAUAGAGUACCAAAUUCGAGUGUUUCAAAAAGCAUUAAAUUGUCAGUAAGUUCGACAAGAGAAGACAGUCCAACGAAAGUGCCAAAAUUAUCGGAUGAAUAUUUAAAGAAAAUAGGAAAUGAAACACAGAGUUUGAAAAACAAUAUUAUGCCGUCUCAAGAUAUGAAGAAUAAAAUCGAAGGAAAGGAAGAUAUUCGGUGUCCUUGCCCGGCAGGUAGUCCUGUUUCAGUUUGUAGCAAGGUUAAAAGUGACACAAAUUCACCAAUAAAAGACGGUUCUAACCCACUAACUAUUGUAGACAAAGAAAAUCUUAAAUGUAAGAAUACGGGAAAGUGCCCGAAAGCUAUGCCAGAUUCAGUUUGUUCCAAAUUGAAGGACGAUACUAACUGUCCAUCUGAUCUUGUUGAACCAAAAGACACUUCAGGUCCAAGCCCUUCCAUUAAAGAUAAGUAUUUUCCUAUUAAACCCAAUAAAAAAGCAGACAAUUCCUGUACCUGUCCUAAAGGCUCACCGGAUCGGCUUUGCUGCAAGCAAACCAAUUUACCACAAAAAGGUGUAAGACGCGCCACUGAUACAGUUUUACCGCAAAGUCAUAAAGAGGACAAAAACAUGUGCUCCUGUCCAAAAUCUAUACCAGUUCCAGUUUGCUCCAAACAGUCGAAAGUUAUACCUGGUACAGAAAAACACAUCAAAUCAAAAUUAAUAACUAAAACUGAGGAAGUUACUAGCAACAGGAAAUCAGAUAUAUCUGGAAGUGAAGUUCGUGAGGAUGAAUCUGACUUCAUAUCGGAACUGACAUACCUAUAUAAAGAAGGUAAUGCAAAUAUCUUCGUAAAAGUUCGAGGUAAAAAUGGAAUAAUGAGAAUACUACCCACAGUUGUAACGAAAACUGAAUCGGGUACUAUAGCUUUUUAUGGCGGAGAUAUUUCAUCUUUAAAAAAUACAGAUUAUGAUGGAACUGACCACCCAGUACUUCUUUCAAAGACUGCUUCUGGAACGUUGUUUAUAAAUUUAGAAAGUAACGAUGAAAAAGUUAAUGCUAUGCUAAGAAAAACUCCAUCUGGGGGAAUAUUACUUAUUCCAAAAACGUGUAAAGAGUGUAAAAGACAUUCCUCUGAAGAAUUAUUCAAAGUAGUUGUUACUGGGGUCACUACAUCCCCAGUGGAGUUACCAGCAGUACUAAAAAUGACACUAUCAGAGAAUUACAUAAUUCUCUUAGAUAAGGAGUUCGAAAAGCAUUGUAAAGAAGUUUUCGAUGAAUUAGUAGGUCUUAAGACUGAAUGUUUUGUUGAUUUACACAGGACAGAUUCAGGAGAUUAUAUAAUAGAGUUAGACACUGAAGGUAAUGCUCCAACAGAUAAAAACAAUGCUUUGUUGAUAAAAUCCUCAUCGGGAAACCUUAAGGUUUUGGUUCAUGGACCGGUAUUUGAAGCUUUGUUACCUGAUCUCUCUUCUAAAAGUUCUGCGUCGUCGGCAAAGGCGUUUGGACAAAUAAUAAAUAAAUUACCUGCUUCAAGUAGAGAAAUCCACAGAGAAAAUUUAAGAAAAUCAAAACGGCUCGACAGAAAAGCGAGCAGUGACACUCAAAUAUAUGAAAAGAUAAAAGUGCAGCUUCAAGAAAAUAAACAAUUGCUAUCAGAACCUUCUGCUAUACUGAAAAGGACUGAUUCUGGCCAAUACUCUAUUGUUUUAAACAAGGAAUCAAAAAAAGCUUUCAUCAAUAAUUUGCAACAUUAUUUAACUACAAACUCAGAAGGGCUAAUACCGAUUAGACGAUCAAAUUCAGGACAAAUCAUUAUAAGUCUCAAUAACAACAACGAAGGAAAAGGAAACUUUGGAUCAUUAAAAAUUACUUCAUCUGGCAAUAUUUACAUCUUAGUUGACGAAGAUAUCAUAAAAGAUAUGAGUAAGGACUCUAAAGAUGUUUUGGAUAAAACUGGUAGUAAAAGACCUAGAAACAUAGCAGACUUAAUAGCUACUGUUAGUAAAGCAGUUGCAACGACAUGCCAUGCCAAACCUGAUGAUUGUGACUGUGAUACGACCAAGUGUAUUUGUGAUGAAUUGCAGUUGGAGACAAUAGAUUGGUCACAAGAAAAUCCUGCAAAAUUUGUCAGUCCUAUUCUGAAAAAAAAUAUUGUAGAAAGUGUUGACAGAAGACAUCCCAUCCCAAGGGAUGAACCACCCCAUAUUGUUAUAAAACCUAACUGUGAUUGUGGGGCUUUACCAAACAGUAAAUUUGGUUCUACAGAGCAAUGCUUUAUUGUGGUUGAUUCGGUUUGUCCAUUUCACAAAGAUAGAUACAAGGCAGUGUCCAAUGAGCUGUUAGAGAUAUCUGGUCUCUGCAAAACUCAUGAAAAAAACAAUGAAAAUGAAAUCUUAGAGUUGGAAGCGAAUCACGAUAUACCCGGUAAAGGAGAGCAACGUGAAGUUUGGGAUUCUUUAAAUUAUUUACCACCGCAACUUCCAUCGUUUUUGAAAGAUGUGUGCUAUCGAUAAUACUACAAUCGAUUUAGUUUAGAUCUGUGACUUAUGACGUCACACUACAGUCGUAUGAUAACAGUAAACACGUAUAAAAAAAUGUUUUAAAUAAUAUUGUUUAUAUGCCUCAAUUUAUGUUGAAAACAGGGAUGUACGUCACCCAUUUUAUUUCCUAACUUCGUAUGAUCAAUGAUCGCAUACGUUUUGUUGAGGAGCUCGUAAUGGUUGUAUUUUGAAAUGUCACACUAAAACUCUACGAUUGAUGAUCAAAGUUCUAUUACAAUAGCCAUUUAUCAGAUGCUCGUGUACAAUUUUAUGUGCGAUCAUGUUUUUGUUUGCAGAUAAAUAAGGUCCAUUUGUCCAUACUUUUAAAUAAACUGUAUUUUCAACUUUAUUAAAGGCUCAUCAUAUGCAA